Molecule: messenger RNA, 2779 nt
Organism: Drosophila simulans
Lineage: Eukaryota; Metazoa; Arthropoda; Insecta; Diptera; Drosophilidae
Exons: 7
Coding region: 160-2544 (794 amino acids)
Biological process (GO): regulation of transcription by RNA polymerase II
Molecular function (GO): RNA polymerase II cis-regulatory region sequence-specific DNA binding; DNA-binding transcription factor activity, RNA polymerase II-specific
Source: RefSeq, a predicted model, not a curated record
AACGCCGCGCCUAUCGAUAGUCGUCUUCUGAUCGCAGCGGUAUACAGCGGUAUUUAUUGCGCUGCUGCUCUCUUUUAUAUAUUGAUAGUUGUUGAUUUGAUAUCCUCUGAUCAGAACGGAAUUCACGCGAAUUUGGCGCUGACCACGGGUGAGAUUGACAUGGAGGACAUCAAGAUCAAGUUGGAGCCGCAGGACGAAGUGCCGGACAGUGCAAGCAGAAUUCUGAGCGCAUGUGAUACGCUGAAAAUUUUGGACGAGGGGUCUCAAAUGAUAACAGUGCCGAUCAGGGAUCGAUUGCGUUCCGAGGACGAGCGCCUAUUUAUCGACAGCCUUGGACUCGACCAACAGAUAUUUGCGUCGGAGGACAAUCCAAAUCCAAAAGAUUGCGAUAUUUGCCAGUAUAAGUUUAGAAGCCAACAGGAUAUAUCAAGUCACCGGGUCCACCACGAAAUGAACCUACAUUUUUGUCGCCUGGGCUGUGGCAUAUGGCUGGACACGCUUGAAAAGAUCCUUGAGCAUGAAUAUCGCCAGCAUUCCCAACCAGGACAAGCGUUUUGCUGUAGGGUUUGCGAUUUUUUGGCCAAUAGCGCGGACGACCUGGCCAGCCAUAUGCAAAGGCACAUUUACGUAUAUCGCUUUGUUUGUUCUGUUUGUCGUCGGCAUUUUGAGUCAAAACAGAGCCUCAAUCUGCAUAGAAAGCAGAGCCAAGACUUUUGCAGGCAGUUGGAUUUCAAAAAGGGGUUAUCAUCGAAGCCGGAACUUGUGGCAGUUUCUACGCCGGUGCCCUCGGAGUCGUUUUGCUAUGUGCAAAUAAAAGAGGAGCCACUUAACGCAAAGGAAGAUCAAAUGAUAUUGGAAGACAGCCCUCCACUCAACGUAAAAUUGGAACCACAGGACGAGGAAAUGCCAGAUGUGAGUAUUAAGGUGGAGCAGUCAAAUGACAAUUGGACAUCCAUACAUACUCCGUUGAGGAAUAAACUGCGCCUGCCUGCUCUGACCACUACCAAAGAGCAGAUCCACUUAAAAAGUGUUAAGCGACUACUAACGUCUAAUGUGGAAUCUCUUAACAAGAAAACCCAUCACUCAGUGAUAUCCGAUGAUACGAAUAUUCCAAUUUCGAACCAAGAACCUUCAAAUUCCUCCAUUGCAGCCAACAUACUGAAUGUGUUACCUAGUAACUGCAUGGUCAUCAAGCUGCCGCCCAACACAAAAAUUCUCAAGAUGCCAGGGCAAGCUCCCGCUGCCCCUAAGGAACCUCUUACUGUAACUCUGAGUGGUACGGAGAAUUCAACCAAUUUCAUAAAGAUUCCGAAGACGAUAAGUAUAAGUACCGUCGGUUCCAUGCAUAAGUCUGCUAAGACAGUGCCACCAACCCAAACUCAAAGUCGAUCACCGUGCUUUCUUGUCGACGCGUUUAACCAAUCCGAGUGCAGACCCGAAUCCAUGAAAAUAAUCAAAGAAUUUCGAAAUCAAAUUCGCUCCAUAGAGAAGACAUUGCCACUGCCGGGAACAGUGCUACAAUCGUCGAAAUUAACGAUGGACGAAUCAUCGUCAUCUCCCAUGGAGGCACCCAAACCCGUAGAACUGAUGCUCAACCCGUCGGCUUUAAUGGUGGCCAGGGAACUGCAGAUACAGUACCCGCUAUAUCGAUUUAUGUGGACUUGUCCGCUAUGCCAGGGAAUGUUCGAGAAGCAUUGCGCAUUUCGUACGCAUCUGACUAAAAAGCACGGCUUAGACGAUGAAAAGUGUAACGUCCUUAAAGUGGUUUUAAUGCCUUCUAAAAUACUUUCAGAGGACUCAGCAAAUGCUCAAACAGUGCAUGUGCCAUCGAAUCCACAAACGCCUGUGCCUCCUCCAGAACUGACCAAUACUGUUAAUUUGCUAAGUGGAGCGCCUGCACCUUUAACAGGACAGACAUCAGCACUAUCCAAUCUUCCUGUUAUUAGAGGUGGUUUAUCCCAGAAAAAUGUAAAUAUAGAUACAUCAAAGGUCCCAAAGAAGUCCAGAAAAAAUCAGCCGUUCCAGUGCACCGAAUGCUUAAAAGUGUUCACUACUUUUGGAGCCCUGCGCAUUCACAAGUCAAUACAUACGGGAGAACUGCCUUACCAGUGCAGCUACUGUGACAAACGUUUCCGAACUCCUGGACAAGUGCGGGUACACCACCGUCGUCACACCGGAGAGAAACCAUUUAAGUGCAAAAUAUGCUCGUUAGACUUUACUCACCGGGAAACUUUAAUUUCCCAUCUAUCGCGGCAUAUUGGGAUGAAGCGGUAUAAAUGCUACGGAUGCGAUAAAUACUUUGUAGUUGUCAGCGGCUUACGAGCCCAUCGUCGUCUCCGGCCAGACACGUGUGGGAAGGUUAAGUUCACCGCUCGAGCCCAUGGUCCCCGCGUGCGGGUCAUCAGGGGAGAGGUGGUGUUCGAGUAUCACCCAGAGCACAACGGCUACUUACGCAGUGAGGACCCGCUCAACAUUUUGUCCCAACGUGAUCAAACCGACUUAACCCCGCCAGAAACUGCAAAGGGUAUAAGUCGUUAUCAGUGAGUCGUUUAUUUCAUUUAUGAAAUGUUGUGUUUUUAAACUGGCUCAUUAGAUAAAGUAACUGCGAUUAAGAACUAGAAAGGAAUAUUACCAGAUGAUAUUGAACUUUCCCUAUUAAGUCUGGAGAGAUAUUCCCACGGAAUAGUGCAGGAAAGGCUCUGGCUACUCAUUGUAUCAAGAUACAAAUGAAUUAAUUAUUAAUGACAAUUACUUUUGAAAUACAUUCUAUACAAAUGUG